Molecule: messenger RNA, 861 nt
Organism: Emericellopsis cladophorae
Lineage: Eukaryota; Fungi; Ascomycota; Sordariomycetes; Hypocreales; Bionectriaceae
Exons: 3
Coding region: 1-861 (286 amino acids)
Biological process (GO): mitotic cytokinesis; actomyosin structure organization
Cellular component (GO): myosin II complex; cytoplasm
Molecular function (GO): calcium ion binding; myosin heavy chain binding; cytoskeletal motor regulator activity
Source: RefSeq, a predicted model, not a curated record
AUGUCGUCGCCGAUCAAAACUUCCCACAUCGGGUUCAGCACUCCUCCUCAACGAAACUCCCCCUUUCAACGCCGUGCCGAAUCACCAGCCUCACCAUCUCCUCUUCGUCACGCUACCCCGGGGACAGGAUCACCGACCAAGAACGGCCCUUCGCGAUUUGCGCGAGCAGAAACUCCGGUUACCUCGACGGGAACCAGCCGGACACCACGAGAGCAAACCCCAGCAACGCCAACACGAGACAUAAUGCAAUCUCCAUUAAGACCUGUCGCGUCGCGCGCACCGGCACCAGCACCGAGUAAGGGGGAUCAUGGACACGCUCUAUCAAAGCUUCAACCGGCCCAGGUCAGAACUCUGCGGGAUGGUUUUCAGAUCCUAGAUCGCGACUGCGAUGGUGUGGUCAAUCGGGAGGACGUGGCAGACAUGCUGAACCAGCUCGGCCUUCCGUUAAGCCCAUCGCAUGUCGCGCAAUUCUUCCCCCCAUCGCAACCACAGACCAUAGCCCUCGCAGCCUUUUUAAAUUCGCUAGCCGAGAUCCUGGCCGACCUUUCACCCAGCGCCGAGCUGCUGUCGGCCUUGUCAGCCUUUGACGAUGACGACAGCGGACAGAUCGACAUUGCGGAACUGAGAGAUGCGCUGGUCAACACGGCGCCGGAGCCUGGCGAGGCUGCGCUUGCUCUUUCGGCUGCCGAGGUGGACAAGGUCAUGGAUGGGUUUACCGGGCGGCGUGCGUUCAACCGGAACAUGAGUGCUCAGCUCGGCGCGAAGAGGGGAGAAGUCUUCAAUUACCAGGAUUUCGUGAAUUCCGUCAUGGGUGCGAAUGGAGGGACGGAGGAACCCUCGCGAGAGGCAUCAGAGGUCUGA